Vairimorpha ceranae is the source of this 306-nucleotide messenger RNA. RefSeq lists its product as hypothetical. The coding region runs from base 1 to 306 and encodes 101 amino acids. The transcript has a single exon. The record is from RefSeq and is a predicted model, not a curated record. NCBI's taxonomy places the organism in Eukaryota, Fungi, Microsporidia, Nosematidae.
AUGAAAAAUAAGGAAACGAAGUUGAAGAAGGGGAAUGGAACGAAUAUCCCCAAGAAAGGAAAUAAGGUUGUGAAUCUAAUCGAAGCAGAUAAUUUACUAAAUAACGACAAUUAUCUAUACAUUUAUAACAAACCUUAUUCUGUAUUUUUCGACACAGGAGUAAAAGAAAACUACAUAUCGAGAAAAGUUGUUGGAGAACUAAAGCUAGAGAUAUUUAAUCUUAAGAAGGCACGAAAGCGAUUUGUGUGUUUAAAGAAGAGAUUUUUCAUCACGGAGUGUGCGAAGGUAAAUUUUACAUAUAAUUGA